AUGAUUCCCGUCGGAGCCCUGACCUCCUCCUUCUCAUUGGAGGGUCACCCGGACCUCAAGAUCCUUCAGCCCUGGUGGGACGUGUUGUGCGACAUGCUCUCUGUGCCCAUGUUCAUGAUCGGCAUCUUUGCCGGGAUGCUGCAGAACAUGAACGAGCGCAUUCUGUGCGUGCCGGUGCCGAGAGGCUUCGACGUGGAUCUGAAGGAGUGGAACGAGACCGUCCUGAGGACGCUCGUGGCCAACCCCAGGGCUCACACGUUCUGCUACGACAACGCGGUGCUGUGGAUCAGCAAGUUUCCGCAUCUCGUGGUGCUGCACACACUCAUCCUGACGGCCACCAGGAACUUCUGGUUCAGGUUCCCGGAGACGAGCUCCAAGAUCGAGCACUUUGUGUGCGUGCUGGGUAAGUGCAUGGACUCGCAGUGGACCACGCACGCCGUGCACGAAGCCGCACUGGACGGGUUGGCGUCAGCGGCGGCGCUGCAAGCCGCCAGCGCCGCCCGCCACAAACGAGGGCCGGCGGACGCCGUCGGAUGGUCGUGUAUGUGGAUGGCCUACGCCACCACGAUGUGCGUCUACGCGCUCACACUGCUCAAGGAGUACAGCUUCGAGGCGCGCCAGGAGACGUGGGUGGAGGACAUUCCGGACGUGCGCAACGACUUUGCCUUCCUCCUGCACCUGGUGGACAAGUACGACCCUGCUAACGCGUGCAAGUUCUCUGUCUUCCUGUCCGAGGUGAGUGAAAAUAAGCUGAGGCAGGUGAACGUGGACCAAGCGUGGACCCUGUCGCAUCUGACGGGGCUGCUGGCGAUCAAUGCGCAGGGCGAAAGUGCGCUGGACUCGAUGCACGGGGUGACGCUGGGGGCGGCGGUGGUGCAGAUGGUGAAUCUGCACAAGCUGCGGCUGCUGAACUGCACCGUGGGCGUCGACAAUCGCGCACUCGCCUUCCUCAGCGAGGAGCUGCACCAGCUGGAGGUGAAGUUUGCAAUCAAGGCGGAGGUCCCGGGCUGGCUGCGUGAAAUGCGCCACCUGGAGGAGCUGUCCCUGGAGGGGCCCCUGACGCCGGCGCUCCUCAAGCCGCUGGGCGACCUCAGGCGCCUGCAGGGCCUGCGCCUGACCACCAGCGUCGCCCGCCUCCCGCCCGGCCUGGCCUCCGGCGCCGCCGGCGGCCUGCGCUCGUUCGCCCUCGACAACGGCGGCGCGCGCCUCGAGUCGCUGGCGCCCCUGAGCAAGCUGUGCGGCUUGGAGACGCUGCGGCUGACGCGCUGCGGCCUGGAGCCCGCCGAGCUCGCGCGGCCCCUGCUGGCGCUGGGACGCCUCAGCGAACUCGACCUCUCCCGCAACGGCCUCCGCUCGCCGGGAGACGGCGACGACGACGCGGCGAUGUUGCCGGCGGCCGCCUGCAAGCGCCUCGCCAUCCUGCGUCUCUCGGACAACGCCCUCGCGAGCGUCCCGCGCUUGGCGGCCGCGGCGGCGCUGCGCUCGCUCUUCCUCGACGGGAACCUCAUCGGGGGCGAGCUGCCCGCCGGGCUGUUCCGCCUGCACGGCCUGCAGGUGCUAGACCUGAGCAGCAACGCCAUCGUCACCCUGCCGCCCGAGCUGCGCGAGUUGAGCGGCCUGGUGGGGAGGCUGUCGAGGCUGCGCCGCUUGGAGCUGGCCGGGAACCGGCUGACGGAGCUGCCGGCCGAGCUGGGGGAGUGCGCGGAGCUGAGGCGCGGGGGGCUGCUGGUGGAGGCGGAGCUGUUCGAGUCGCUGCCGGCGCAGGUGAAGGAGGCGAUGCGGGGCGCACAGCGGCGCGGCGACGCAGAGCCCCCCUGGGAGCCGGGAGAGAAGCACAAGGAACUGAGAGAGAAACCCAAGAAA
Molecule: messenger RNA, 1863 nt
Organism: Lethenteron reissneri (Far Eastern brook lamprey)
Lineage: Eukaryota; Metazoa; Chordata; Hyperoartia; Petromyzontiformes; Petromyzontidae
Product: volume-regulated anion channel subunit LRRC8E-like
Cellular component (GO): cytoplasm
Molecular function (GO): protein binding
Source: RefSeq, a predicted model, not a curated record